Molecule: messenger RNA, 1793 nt
Organism: Homalodisca vitripennis (glassy-winged sharpshooter)
Lineage: Eukaryota; Metazoa; Arthropoda; Insecta; Hemiptera; Cicadellidae
Product: transcription elongation factor B polypeptide 3-like
Exons: 7
Coding region: 1-1053 (350 amino acids)
Biological process (GO): transcription elongation by RNA polymerase II
Cellular component (GO): nucleus; elongin complex
Source: RefSeq, a predicted model, not a curated record
AUGUGGCACAACACAUUGCUGUUCGUGGUGGCCGCUGACCAACACACCUCUACAAGGCCUCUGCCUCACUACUCUCCUCCCAGCAGUCCAGUCACUAAGAGAUCUAAACUCUCGUUGGAGGAUAUAUUGUUGCUCUUUGUAAACACUUGUAUUUUUAAUGUGUUUAAACAGCCAACUUCUGUUUGCCAACAGCCGGAUCUGUUGUCAAAGAAUAUAAAGUUGGAACCUCUAGAUGUGGACCUGAAGUCUACACUGCCAGAGAUCACACCUCACUACAAGCCUCUGCCUCACUACUCUCCUCCCAGCAGUCCAGUCACCAAGAGAUCUAAACUCUGGUCUGAGGAAGAAGCUCUCAGUACUAUAAUGGCAACAAAAAAUCAAAGGACGAAAGUCUACUCUGGAAAUAAAACUGGAUAUACGAAAGUUCCUUCUCUGUUUGAUUUAUGCAUCCAGGUGUUACGAGACAAUAUUGAAGCCCUGGAGUACACCGGAGGAGUUCCGUACGAUCUACUUAAGCCAGUACUGGACCGAGCAACAGCUGACCAGCUCUAUCAGUUGGAGCACUACAAUUCCUAUCUCAUUGGGGAUACAGAUGGCCUUUGGGAGUUCCACUGCAACAAGGACUUCAGAGGCAAGAAGCCUGACGAGUACGAGACGUGGAGAGAACUGUACCUGCGAUUGCUGGAUGAAAGAGAAAAGAAGUUGGAAGCCCUGAAAGCUAACAUAUCACAAUCCAUGGCCAAGUCGACACCGAUCAGACAAACCAAGUUAGCUUAUGUGGACAGUGUCGUCAAGCCUCCUAGAAAUGUCGCAAGGAAGCAGAUGAAGUUCGGCACCCAGAAAGCAGUGAAGCACGAACUCGUGUCCAAGGCAAUGGUGGGGGCGGCGGGGGCUUCCAGCAGUUCCCCCGCCCCUGACGUGGUUCCUGUUCCUUCCCCCGGACCAUCGCGGUCCAGGUCGGACUUCCCCAUACCUAACUUUUUAAAAAAGAAGAAAGCUCCAUUAAUGGCUAAAGCAUUACAACUGAUCAAAGGCAACCGGUUCAAGAGGUGAUAAUACUUGACGGCUAAAGUUACGCAACUACCAAAAGGCUGAUUGCAUCACACAGCAGAUCUAAAAGAGUGUUGAGUGUGAAACACAUGUAGUUAAAUUUAUUUCGAGAUUAUUUGUUAAUACGUGCGCUUGCAUGUGUCAACAUGCCCUGUCUGUAUAUGUCUCCAUACAAAUGAAACUACCACUAUUUGAAUUAUAUCGUAUGAAUGAGUGAUGUAUGCUAUGUAUACCGAAAUAUUUACAUAAUCAGCUAUAUAUCAUAUUUUUAAAUUUUUAGAAAAGUUUAUUAUUGUACCGAAAUAAUGACGUAAGUUAGUUUGUAGUUUUUAUGGUUCAUAGUCGAGGUAUUCGUAAUUUAAGCUUAUUUUUAUAAAAUUAAUAAUUUGUACAGUAGAACAGAGUAAAGUUGUGAUUCGUUUGUGAUCAUCACAAGUUUCAACAGUUUUAUUAACUUUGAAACGGUUACGUGGUAUUAGUGUAAGUGCGAUUUUAUUUUACAGUGUUAUUAUUAUUUUUAUUUAAGACUUUUGAAUGGAGUAGACUGUUAUUAAAAUAGGCGUUAAUUAAAUUAUUACUAAACUAUAAUUUAUUUUAUAAACAUUAUUGUUUUUAUUUAAAACGAUUUGUUAAGUUUAAGAUUUCCUUGUAAUUAACUGGUCUUGACACUUCUUAUUCUUAUAAAAGGACUUAAUAUAUUUUUAAACUUUGUCACUGAAGCAAAUGCAGCAUUACUACUAUAA